AUGGCUAAAGACAUGGCUGGAACGGGGCAAGGGCAUUCUGAGCCGCUUGCCAUCGUAGGGUUCGCCUUUGAGUUCCCGUCCGGGAUCACGAAUCCAGAAUCUUUCUGGGAAAUAUUGGUAAAUGGGAAAAUCGGCCUCGGAGACGUACCCGACGAUAGAUUUAACCUUGGAGCAUUCCAUGAAACGAAAUCCAGUGACAACAAGAGUCAAAAAGCACAGGGUUAUUUUAUCAAAAACGAUAUCUCUGCGUUCGAUGCCCCCUUUUUCUCUAUAACAGCCGAAGAGGCUGUGGCAAUGGACCCUCAACAGAGACUACUACUCCAAACUGCCUAUCACGCUUUUGAAAACGCCGGCCUAACCUUGGACAGUAUCAACGGAAGCAAAACAUCUGUUCACGUUGGCUGCCUAUCACAGGAUUAUAAAGUAGGAAAUAACAAAGACUCGGAAGCCUCUCCGAAAUAUGCUGCAACUGGCGACGAAUUCACCAUCUUAGCAAAUAGGCUAAGCUGGUUUUACAACUUAAACGGACCCAGUAUGUCAGUGGAGACAGCUUGUUCAAGCAGUUUAGUUGCUUUGGACCUGGCGUGUCAACUCCUCAGAAGCGGCGAUACAGACAUUGGUCUAGUUGCGGGUACCAGUUUGAUUCACCAACCAGACUUUUAUAUCCACUUGGACAAUAUGGGGUUUCUAUCUCUUGAUAAUAGAUGCCACAGCUUUGACUCCCGUGCAAAUGGGUAUGCCCGUGCUGAAGGAAUCGGUGUUGUUUUAGUCAAAAGACUAUCAGAUGCUAUCAGAGACGGGAACACGAUCCGAACUGUAAUUCGUGCAACCGGCAGUAAUUCAGAUGGGCAUACGCCCGGUAUUACUCAGCCAAGCGGCACCUCCCAGCUGGCGUUAAUUAAAGAUACAUAUAAAAAAGCCGGUAUAUCGAUGGACGAAACGCGAUAUUGCGAAGCUCACGGAACAGGCACUACUAUCGGAGACCCUACAGAGUCUCAUGCCAUCGGCGCCGCUUUUCGGGCUGCCCGUAGCUCCGAGGAUCCCCUAUAUAUAGGCGCUGUCAAAGCCAAUAUUGGACAUAUGGAAGCAGCAAGUGGUAUAGCGGGGAUUAUCAAGACUGUACUAGUCCUGGAGCGGGGAGUGAUACCACCCAUCGCCGACCUCGUUGAGCUCAACCCACGUAUUGACCAUACGUUUUACAAGCUCAAGUUUCCCGUCGAGCCGAUACCUUGGCCUACAAAAGGUUUACGCAGAGCGUCUGUAAAUUCAUUUGGCUAUGGAGGGACAAAUGCCCACGUCGUUAUGGACGACGCUCACAAUUUCCUCGCUGAAUAUGGACUCAAGGCCAAUCAUAACACCGCGAGCUUGCCACCAGUUAUCGAGCGUGAGGGUAAAAUUAGGUUGCUUGGCGAUAGGAGCACGGAGAAUAUUGACUCUACGACCACUUCAAGGCCAUAUCUGCUCAUGCUGUCUGCAGCAGACCGCGAGGGGCCCCAACGAAUUGCAAAUAUUUAUACCGAUUACUUGAAGGAAAUGGCGCAUCCAGGCGACACAGUUGCGAAUUCUGCUCUGUGCCGACGACUAGCGUUUACAUUGGAAAAGCGCCGUAGCCUCCUACCAUGGAGGGGAUACACAAUAAUAGACCCACAGCAACUCUCCUCCUCCGAUUCAAUUACGAAGGGAUUCUCUGUACCAGUACAACCUCCUUCCUCCCCGUGCCUGGCAUUCGCUUUCACCGGCCAGGGUGCUCAGUGGGCAAGAAUGGGAAUUCAAUUCAUGCAAUAUUCAGUAUUCGCGCGAAGUAUCCGAAUAUCCGCAAAAUAUUUGCGCGGUUUCGGCUGCUCUUGGGAUCUUGAAGAGGAACUUAGCAGGGAUGCAUCAAAUUCCCGGGUCAAUGAUACGGAUAUAAGCCAACCUCUGUCGACAGCCCUUCAAAUUGCCCUCGUAGAUCUGUUGGAGCAUAUAAAGAUAAGGCCUGCAGUUGUCAUCGGCCAUUCAUCUGGAGAGGUUGCGGCAGCAUACUGCAAAGGUGCCCUCUCCCAGGAAAGUGCCUUAAAAAUCGCAUAUUUUAGAGGUAUGGGGGGAGCAUCAGAAGCUAGAGAUCCCAACCGUAAUGGCACGAUGAUUGCUGUGGGGCUUGGCGAAGCAGAAAUCCUACCCAUUCUUCAAGAAUUAGCCGCGAAGGGUUACGAAGAUAUCUACAUCGGGUGUAUGAAUAGCCCCAGUAACGUUACCGUUACUGGCGACGCGGAUCAGCUUAAUAUUUUGAAGGGCAUCCUAGAUGAGAGAGGCGUCUUUGUGCGCAAAGUUAAAGUGCCUUGCGCUUACCACUCGCCGCAUAUGAUACCGAUCGCCAAAAAAUAUGUUCAGCAAGCUGGUCCUCUUGAACGACGUGACGUGAGGCCUGAUGAUAUUAUUCACAUGAUCUCUUAUGUUGACGGGAAACACGUUUCCGGUGAGCGCCUUCGAGAAUUAGAUUACUGGAUGACAAACCUUUACUCCCCGGUUCGCUUUACAGAAAAUGCAGGUGGGAUAGAUCGUCUGGCAUUUCUUGCGAAAACUAAGGGACGAAAGAAACUGGACCUCAGCCACAGAAAAGGAAUGAUGGUUACCAAUAUUUUGGAAAUUGGGCCUCAUGGUGCUUUACGAAGCCCACUCCGGGAAAUUAUGAAGACAUUUGAGCAUGCGUCAAAGACCAUCAAAUAUGACACAGUUCUGGUACGCGGAAGUAGUACUGUGGAGCCUCUUCUUCAAGCAGUGGGAAGCCUGCGAUGUUGUGGAUUUAACCCAGAUAUUUCGUACCUCAAUCGCGACGAAGAAAACCAAGAGACAGCACCCCUCGUGGACCUUCCAUCGUACCCAUUUAAAUCGAGUAGCUACUGGGCAGAGAGUCGCCGUAGUAAAGAUGAAAGAUUCCGCCGCCGCAAGCCCAGUGAGCUACUGGGCACCCCCACUCCUGACUGGCAGCCUUUCUGUGGCGCCUGGAGGAAUUAUUUGAGCCGGUCAAAAUCUACUUGGAUGGAAGACCACAAGCUUGACAACGUAAUCCUGUACCCUGGAGCUGGCAUGGUGACUAUGGCAAUCGAAGCAAUGAACCAGUACGCCUUGGAUACUCUAGGGAUAAUUCCUAAGGCCUUUUGCCUGGCUGACGUCGAAUUCGUUGCUGCCAUACAAAUCCCGGAGGUUUCUUCGAGCCUGGAAGUGCAUACACAUUUGCGAGUGCUAGGAGACUCAUAUAAACCCGGUGCAUGGUUCGAAUUUACAAUUUAUUCACAUCAGGGUGAUCUAUGGAAGCUGAAUUGCAGAGGACGUGUCCGGGCCGAGGCUAAUACUAACAGCUACAAAAUUACAUUUCGUAAAUCUGGAGCCGCUGACGCUACGACCUCUCUCCAAGUAGAUGAAUUCUACGACAAAACUACAAAGUCCGGUUACCAGUUCGGUCCUUCAUUUCAAAGAAUCAGUAAACUUCAAUCUUCGCCGUUGACUCCGGGCCUUUUACAAGGCGUAAUCAGCGUUUACGAUCGGGUGGGACCUGACUCUCUUGGAAAACGGGGCUUGCGUGCGAUGGAUUGGAAUCAUAUCAUACAUCCAGCAACAUUGGACGCAGUCCUCCAAAUGACUCUUGCCAAUGUUACAUUCACAGAGUAUGCACAAGACUCCAUACCUGUCAUGGUCCCAACCAAAGUCAAAAGGCUAUGGAUCUCGAGCACGGGUUUAAGCCAUCCGGAUUCGUCUUCCCUAUCCGUGACUACUUGGUGCGAGCUUUCUGGCUAUGAGCAUACUAUUCAAGUGAUAAACCACCGGAGCCCUGAAGAUAUCAAAGUCGAAAUUACUGGAUUAGAAAUGACCAUUAUUUCUAGCAAAGCCGAUGGCCCUUCCAAUGUAAUCUCACCAAAAGAACUUCACGUUUGCUGGAAUACCGCCUGGAAAGCACUGCCUUCCGUAACGACAGACCUUCCCAGUGUCUCCAAAAAGACAGAGCUAAGCACAAGCAUUGUGGGGCGCCAACUCGCGGUCGAGAUCUAUCUUCCUAGCUCACCUACAGUGGGCGCCGUCGAUCUUGGUACCACUCUACAGCUAAAGUUGAAAGAUUUUGGCUACCCUAACCCUAGAAUCAUUGAGUUUGAGCAAGCAACAAGCGUUGAAAACUCGAAGGCUGAUCUUAAGAUCAUUCUCUGGGACGUGGACAGAGAGUCCUAUUUAGCCAGCCUAGGUGAAAAGUCUCUUGCUAUUUUGAAAAAAGUUCUAGACUCUAGAAAAACUAUUUUGUGGGUUCGAACUUCGGAUUCGCCUUCGGCACAUAUAGUCGAUGGGUUGUCAAGGGUCGUUCGCCAGGAACAAAACAUGUCAAACUUCGCAACGAUCUCAACAACAAGCUCAACUACUUUAGAUCGCACGAACGCCAUUCAUGAGGUUAUUAAAACCCUGCUCUCGGAACAGGGUAGUGGCGACGAUAUUCCACAGUCUUUUAGAGAGACAUCUACCGGCGGAAUCGAGGUCUGCCUAUUGAAAGAGAAUAAGGAAUUGACGAAAAAGAUUCAAUCCGUACAACGACCCGCGGAGCCAACCUCCGUCGCAUGGGAUGUGGAUAUCAGUGGCCCCCUCAAAGUUGCUAUAGCUGCGCCUGGUGAUCUUUCUACAAUUCACUUCGUAGAGGAUCCAUCGCCCGGGAGUUUAGGUGUAAGCGAAAUCGAGGUUGAAGUGAAAGCAGUUGGUCUCAACUUCAAAGACUGCCUAGCGGCUCUAGGCACAGCAAAUGAGAAGAGUAUUGGCAGUGAAAUUGCGGGAGUCGUAACUCGGACUGGUCUCAACGUCAAGCACUUCAGGCCAGGCAACCGUGUCUGUGGUUUCGCUACAAACGGAGUUCGGACCCUUUUCCGUAACAAUGCUCAGUUAUUUUCUCUCAUUCCGGACUCUUUAACUUUCACCCAAGCAGCUUCAAUUCCAGUCAAUUUUGCGACUGCUCUGUAUACGCUCCAGACCACCGCAAGGGUUGCAGCGGGCGAAACCGUGCUCAUACAUCGCGGCUCUAGUGGAACAGGCCAGGCCGCUAUCCAGGCCGCUCUUCAUCUCGGGGCAACUAUUUUCGCAACAGCUGGAACUCCGGAAAAGCGUGAGCUAUUAACCACUGAAUAUGGGAUCCCCCAAACGCACAUCUUCAGUAGCCGGGAUAACAAUUUUGUUGCAGAGAUUCAAUGUCUCACUAAAGGACGAGGUGUUGACGUUGUUCUAAAUUCGCUCGCUGGAGAACAAUUGACAGGUUCCUGGGAAUGCAUUGCACCUUUUGGUCGCUUCAUCGAAAUUGGCCGCCAAGGCGUGCCGGCCGGGGCACAGUUGGAAAAGAAUUGUUCUUUCACUACGGCCGAUCUAGCUCAUAUGUAUCGAGAGCGCCCGUUACAAGCCUCGAAGAUGAUCGGCGACGCCUUAAGUCUUUUUGAAAAGGGUGUUUUUCGACCGCUGCAAUUCCACCAGUUUCCAGUUUCAGAGGUUAUAGAAGCUUUGAAAUUGAUUCGCGGUCGGAACAUGAGCGGAAAGAUAGUAGUAAAUAUUGAACGAUCCAUGAAGGUCCAGGCGAUACUGAUGCCCAAAAAACAACGACUAUUCUUUUCGGAUGCAUCUUAUGUUAUUGCUGGUGGGCUGGGUGGUCUUGGGUGCGAUAUUGCUCGCUGGAUGGUAGACAGAGGCGCACGUCACUUAAUUCUAUUGUCGCGAUCAGGUGCUCGCACUGAAACAGCACGGGCGUUGUUGACAGACCUCAAAAACCUCGGCGUAAAUUGCGUCACACCAGCCUGCGAUAUUUCUAGCUUUGAAUCCGUUAAAGAGACUUUGGAAAGCCUAGUUGGGGUUGUGCCCCAAGUUAAGGGUUGCAUUCAAGCUAGUAUGGUCCUAAGAAGUGCUUUGUUUAGCAAUAUGACGCACUCCGAGUGGAGUGAAGCUCUAGCCCCUAAAGCCUCUGGAAGUUGGAAUCUUCACGCACUUUUGCCUGAAGAUAUGGAUUUCUUCAUUCUUCUGUCUUCGAUUCAAGGCCUUAUGGGGCCUCGAACGCAAGGGAAUUAUGCUGCUGGCAAUACGUAUAAAGACGCUCUAGCACAGUAUCGUAUUUCACGAGGCCUGAAAGCAGUAUCACUGCAACUCGGAUUGAUGGACAGCGAUGGGUACAUGGCAGCCGCGGAAAAUGAAGAUGAAAAGCGCAUGAUGAUGGCUCAGAACUCCUUCGUGCCAGUUCAACGCCUAGAUUUCCACGCCCUAUUAGAGCAUUAUUGCGACGCCACUAUUCAAAUACAACCAGACCAGGCACAACUCGCUCUGGGUAUCAAGUUGCUCCAUGUUGAUCCAGACCUUGACCCACUUGGAACGAGCUGGGGAAGAGACCCUAUGUUCCAGGAAUUGCGCCGUCUUGAGGCUACUGAGGGAGUUCCUAGUGGAGCAACCAAUAGCAAGGAGACCGUGAUACAGCUUGCUGCCGCCAGGUCUGAUGAAGAGGCAGCAGAUGUGGUCAUAAAAGCUUUAACUGAAAAGUUGGCUUCUAUAGUGUACGCUAAUGGGGCAGAUGCAGACAAUAUUGACCGAAGGAGGCCGGUUCAGGCAUACGGGGUGGACUCACUUCAGACAAUGGAGCUACGAGGGUGGUUCUUGAAGACUUUCCGGUCAGAUGUGCCAACUUUCGAGAUCUUGGGUGCCCCAAGUCUGAAUGCGCUUGCACUGAUAAUCGGUGAACGAAGCACCCUUCGGAUAAAAUCCCCUUGA
Orbilia oligospora ATCC 24927 is the source of this 6747-nucleotide messenger RNA. RefSeq lists its product as uncharacterized. Gene Ontology annotation, biological process: secondary metabolite biosynthetic process; fatty acid biosynthetic process. The transcript has 11 exons. The coding region runs from base 1 to 6747 and encodes 2248 amino acids. Gene Ontology annotation, molecular function: fatty acid synthase activity; 3-oxoacyl-[acyl-carrier-protein] synthase activity; oxidoreductase activity. The record is from RefSeq and is a predicted model, not a curated record. NCBI's taxonomy places the organism in Eukaryota, Fungi, Ascomycota, Orbiliomycetes, Orbiliales, Orbiliaceae.